Molecule: messenger RNA, 819 nt
Organism: Hemisphaericaspora subhashii
Lineage: Eukaryota; Fungi; Ascomycota; Pichiomycetes; Serinales; Debaryomycetaceae
Exons: 2
Coding region: 1-819 (272 amino acids)
Source: RefSeq, a predicted model, not a curated record
AUGACAUCAGCUAAGAAAUGGUCAGCUAAACGAGAUUUAUAUGAAUUAUUACGAGAACUUAAUAUUCCAUUUAAUUUAUUUAAUCAAAAACAAUCAAAUAUUAAAUUAUUCAAUUAUUUAAAUAAAUAUAGUAAUGAUAAUGAUGAUCAAUGGGAAGCUACUAAACAAAACAUAUUACAAAUGGAACAAAUUAGAAAAACAUGGAGAUUAAUAUUUGAUCAAUGUACUAAAGAUUUAGACAUCUUAUUAAUAUUUGAUCAAUGUACUAAAGAUUUAGAUAUCUUGUAUGAAAAAUCAUCAAUUAAUCAUAAUUAUAUUGAAGAAAGUUUAUCUUAUUAUAAAUCAUUACAAAAACAACAGCAACAAGAAGAAGUAGUUGAAGAUAUAAUUGAUGAUUCUCAUGAGAAAUAUGUUAAAAUGGAAUCAGAUAUUGAUACUGCUACUGCUUAUUUAAAACAAUCAAUUAUAAAACCAACUUAUAAUUCGAACUUAACAGAAUAUAAUAAUUAUAAACAAGCAAAUGAAAGUGUUAAUAAUUCAAGAGAUAGAAUUAUUAAUUUCUUAUUACAAGAUAAACAACAACAAGAAGAUAAUUUCAUUAUCUUUAUUUAUAGACAUAUCUUAUGCUUAUAUCAAAUUAAACGAUUAGAUGAAUUAGCUGUGAAAUUGAUCAAACUUAACUAUUUAGCGGACAUUUAUAAAUUAUUUCAUUCUUUUGAAUCAAGUGGACCAGAAGAAGAAGAAGAAGAGGAAGAAGACCUGUCAGAUGAUGAUCAAAGUGAUAAGAAUGAAGAAGUAAGUACACCGUCGUCAGAAUAA